AUGUUGAAGUUGUUAAAAGUGUAUCAUAUAUAAAAUUAUUUGAAUCUACUAAAGAAUCCAGACUUUAUUUAUAAUUUAUAUAAAGAAUUUAUAGUAAUUCCUAUUAUGAUAUUUAUGAUUUUAGAAUAAUUGUAUCUACUUGUUAAGAUAAUUGUUAAUAAUAUGAUGAUCAUGCAAAUUGUAUAAAUGAAAUCAAUAUAAUAAGUUUAGAUAUUAAUGGAUAUAAGGAUAUACAUUAUAUACUGA
Paramecium sonneborni is the source of this 246-nucleotide messenger RNA. Lineage: Eukaryota; Ciliophora; Oligohymenophorea; Peniculida; Parameciidae. The record is from the annotation of a GenBank genome assembly.